Biomphalaria glabrata is the source of this 1261-nucleotide messenger RNA. RefSeq names its product RIIa domain-containing protein 1-like. The record is from RefSeq and is a predicted model, not a curated record. Bases 57 to 398 code for a protein of 113 amino acids. The transcript is spliced from 4 exons. Lineage: Eukaryota; Metazoa; Mollusca; Gastropoda; Planorbidae.
UUUUAUAUAGACUAGAUCUAAACUGCAUUUCUUCUGCUGUUGUCAAGGAGUAAAAGAUGUCGGACCAACCUAAACAUGGUCCUCCUCACGGGAUGGAAAAACAUGAUUUAGGUGGCGUAAAUGAUUUAGGAGCCCUCAGCCAGGCACAACAAGCGGAUCUGAACCAAUUUAAGAUAAAAACUAGAAUUGGGAAUGAAAAAUAUUUAAGAGAACAUCCUGAAGUUGAAUGUUUAAUUGCUGGGUUUUUGAGCGAUGUUCUUAUGAAACGUCCAGAAAGCAUUAGAGAAUUUGCUGCAGAAUAUUUCACCAAUCCCACACUUCCAGAUAAAGUAGAGAAACAGUUAGCCAGUCGAUUAGAAAAACUGAAACAAAACAGAGUAAUACAGAGUCUUACUUAGAUGAAAUCUGCAGUGUUUUCAUUUAACUCAAAAACAAGUAGUAAUGUUCAUAUGAUGAAACAUGCAUUUGAAGUUUUAUUUUGUUGUUUUACAAAUGAUUUCCCAGAAUUCUUUGUUGAUUUAUACUCAUACACAUUGACAAAAUAGGUAGUUAAUAUGUAGUUUUAGCUUUUCAUUUUUUAAGCUACAUAACCUGAAUCAUUUCAUCUGUACAGUUGAUGAAAUUAAAGACAUUCAAUGUGCAAACAGCAUGAUUUUCUUUGAUGACCUUUUAGUACUACUAGGUACAGUUGAAAAAUGUAUUAGUGCUUUUUGCGUCAUUGAAGGCUAAGAACCACUGCUGCUAGACAUUUUAACUAUUUUUUUUUUAAAAUUUAAUUGUGAUAUCACGUGAGACUUACAUUCAAAAACAGUAACUUACAUUUAUCUUUUUUUUUUUUUCCUGAUUUAUAUAUCUUUUCUUGAGAGAUUUUUUUUCUCAGAUUAACCUCGCCUCUAACUUUGUGAAGCUAUUAUGAAGUGUUGUGAUACUUUUUUUUAGUUUCAGUGUGAGAGAAAUACAUUUUGUUUUAGUUUGUGUUAUUUAAAAUGUGUAUAAGACUUUAAACUGUAUAUUUUAUUAGCCACUGAAUCUCAUUUAUCGCUUAUUGUAUAUUUUUUCUCAAUGUUGACAUCAAACAAAACUAAAUAUUAGUAAAACAAAUUGUUGUGACAUCAUAGCUAUUGUGUUUUGUUUUAGUAGCAAUAAUAUUGCUAUAUGUCCAUAUCAGUAUCGGAGGUUAGUGCAGCUUCUGUGACUAAUUUAAUUUAUACAAGUUUCUUUUUUAAUAAGACUCUGAAUAAAGUACAUUUGAUGCAUUUUA